Molecule: messenger RNA, 5941 nt
Organism: Erinaceus europaeus (western European hedgehog)
Lineage: Eukaryota; Metazoa; Chordata; Mammalia; Eulipotyphla; Erinaceidae
Product: cytochrome P450 1B1
Exons: 3
Coding region: 1143-2717 (524 amino acids)
Biological process (GO): progesterone metabolic process; hormone biosynthetic process
Molecular function (GO): steroid 17-alpha-monooxygenase activity; iron ion binding; heme binding
Source: RefSeq, a predicted model, not a curated record
UUCAGGCCCCGGCGUCCCGGAGGGUGUGCGUGCGCUGUGGAGGGUGGAGGAGGUCCGCACCGCCCUCUCAGGUGCCGUGAGAAGUGCAGCUGGAACGCCGGGCUACAGUCCAGCUGAGACGCACGCGAUCGAGCCUGCUCCGCACGCAAGGGGAGGGCCGGGAGCCUGCAGCCGGCCUUCGGGGCCACCUCCGCGCGUGCCCAACAUGGGGGGGCGGGGCCCCCAACUCCUGGAGUCCCCAGCUUGGGAUAGGCUAUGCGGGGGCUGGGAGCGGCGGCGGGGGUAGGGGGCUCAUCUUCCCGCCUCUCUAGUGCCAGGUGGGUCUGCGCGGGGUCCCAGGGAGGGUGGGCCACCUUUGGGCAUUCCUGAUCUUUUCAGAAUUCUGUCUCCCCCACCCCGCCCCCACCCUGGGGGGCGAACUUGACCAGAAGGUUCCUAUCAAGCCAGACCGCCAAAGACUAGGAGGCCCUCUCGCCCCUCCCGCCCUGCACACCGACUCCUGUGGGUGCGAUGGAGACCCCAGAGGCCGUGCGCUGGGGCAGUGGGGGGCGCACCCCUGGAGCUCAACUUCUCCCCCCACCCCUGCGCGCUUCUGGGGACAUCGCGCGCCCCUGAGCUGGGUGACGGGGGGGGCGUGAACGGGGCCAGGGCUGGACUUCGUGCAAAGGACAAAUUGACACCGUGGCUCCCGGGACGUCCGGCGUUCUCCCCAUCCCCCGUCGGGUUGCUGGGAAGCAUAGCGUGACCACCAGGAACUGGGGACCCCCGCGGAGCCCCGCCCCCUAGCCCCGCCCCCACCAGGUCCCGCCGCCUCCUGGGCUCUUAGACCUUAAAAGCCCGGGCGCGGGGUGGCCCUGUGUAGACGCGACUCUGCUCCCCAACCCCCUCUUUGCCAGGGGUCCAGGUUCAUCACGCGGGGCAGGGGGCACAGUCCUGCCUCUACGCUCUCCCGGAUCCCUGCUUAGGUGUCCAGGGCGGCUCUGACCUCCGGGGACAUUCGGGUUGACCCCUUCCCCCCUCCAGGCUCGGGACCUUCCUCAAAGCAGCCCCUGCGCAUAGGCAGGUUGGUGCCUCGGACAGAUGCGGGUGCAGGGGGAUGGGUGGCACUGCAGGUGACCCAGGGCCACUGCGGGGCAGAAAGCAUGGCCAGCAACCAGGACUCAGAAGCCGCCAGGCCCCCGGGCGCGCCGUCGGGGCGGCAGGCGGCGGCGGUGGUGGCGCUGGUGUUGCUUAUGGUCGCGGCCCUGGUGCAGUGGCUGCUGCUGAGCGCGCGUCGCCGGCUGACGGGCCCGUCGCCCCCAGGCCCGCGGGGGUGGCCGCUGCUGGGCAACGCGCUGCAGCUGGGCGGCGCCCCGCACCUGGGCCUGGCCCGCCUGGCGCGGCGCUUCGGGCCGGUGCUCCGCCUGCGCCUGGGCCGCUGGCCGGUGGUAGUGCUGAGCGGGGAGCGCGCCAUCCGCCAGGCGCUGGUGCAGCAGGCCGUCGCCUUCGCGGGCCGCCCGCCCUUCGCCUCCUUCGCCGAGGUGUCUGGGGGCAACAGCCUCGCCUUCGGCCGCUACUCGGACACCUGGCGGGAGCGCCGUCGGGGGGCCCAGCACAUCCUGCGGGCCUUCUGCGGCCGCAGCGCCCUGGAAGCCCACGUGCGCGCCGAGGCGCGGGAGCUGGUGGCGCUGCUGGUGCGGGGCGGAGCGGCCGGCUCGGACCCGGGGCCGCCCUCCGUGGUGGCCGCAGCCAACGUCAUGAGCGCAGUGUGCUUCGGCUGCCGCUACAGCCACGACGACGCCGAGUUCCGAGCGCUGCUGAGCCACAACGCCGAGUUCGGGCGCGUGGUGGGCGCGGGGAGCCUGCUGGACGUGCUGCCCUGGUUGCGCCGCUUCCCCAACCCCGCCCGCCGCGCCUUCCAGCGAUUCCAGCAGCUCAACCGCGACUUCAGUCGCUUUGUGCGUGACAAGUUGGUGAGCCACCGCGCCCGGCUGUGCCCCGGGUCGGUCCCCCGGGACCUGCUGGACGCCUUCCUGCUGGCCCACGGCGCUGACGACGAGGAUGUGCUCUCCACGGUCACCGACAUCUUCGGAGCCAGCCAGGACACCCUCUCCACAGCCCUGCAGUGGCUGCUCAUCCUCCUCACCAGGUACCCAGAUGUGCAGGCACGGCUGCAGGAGGAGCUGGACCAUGUGGUGGGCCGUGGGCGGCUGCCCAGUCUGGAGGAUCAACCCCAGCUGCCCUACGUCACUGCCUUCCUCGCUGAGGCUAUGCGCUUCUCCAGCUUUGUGCCGGUCACCAUUCCCCACGCCACCACGGCCAGUGCGUCUGUGCUGGGUUACCACAUCCCUAAGGACACUGUGAUCUUUGUGAACCAGUGGUCAGUGAACCAUGACCCGGUCAAGUGGCCCCAGCCUGACACCUUCGACCCUGGCCGCUUCCUGAAUGAGGCUGGGCAGGUGGACAAGGACUUAGUCAGCAGCGUGCUGAUCUUCUCGGUUGGCCGGCGGCGUUGCAUCGGGGAGGAGCUGGCUAGGCUGCAGAUGUUCCUCUUUCUGUCCAUUCUGGCCCACCAGUGCCACUUCAGGGCCCUACCUGAUGGCCCUGAGUCCCUAGACUUCCACUAUGGCCUCACCAUCAAGCCUAAGGCCUUUCGGGUGCAGGUGCAGCUCCGAGAGUCCAUGGAGCUGCUGGACAGGGCAGUGGAGAUGCUGCUGGAUGAUGAAGAUGGCCAGUGAGAAGCUGAGAAGCCAGUGGUGCAGGCCUGCUGGGGUAGGCCAAAUCGUGUCUGGUUUCUGCUCUCUGCUUUUCUGGCCAUUGUCUCUACUUGCCUAGAAGUGAUGUUUGCCAGGCUGGAUGGCGGCUCUGGGGAGCCCAGAGAUUUUGAUGCAUUUUCUGGAUGUUGGUAAGACUCACUUCCCCAGGGAGUGUGCCUUGGCAUCAGAAAUGCUUGUGUACACACACACACACACACACACACACACACACUCCCAAGGCAGAGACAUUCCAGUAACCACGUCUUCCCAGGUGGGACUCAGGAUCGAGGUUCUGGGGGCUGAAACUGACACCGUGGGAAGCCAGGGGGAGGACAGUCCCAACUUACAUUGUGGGCAGUGCGUGUGUCAGCCCAAUAUGCAGUUGGUGGCAGAGUAGGCUCCUGGAAAGGGAAGACCAGGACUCCGAUUCUCAUCUUUCAGUGGGUAAGUUGGCCUCGGCUUCCAUGUUCAUGGAUGGAUGGGUUUCUCUCUCCUCUCAAAGGCUUUGCUCUCCUCUCUCCCUGUUUUUAUAAAUUGCAAGAGGGAUUGGCUCAAAAAAGAAAUUAAUAACAGCUGAUGGAAUGGUUACAGUGAGCUCCCGUGAUUUAUUGUGAGUUUGAAAGUAUAAAUUUAAAAAAAAGCUGAAACUGUGCUCUCUUGAUUAAUAAAGUAUAGAAUUUCAAUGAUGAACAAGUAAAAAAAAAAAAAAAGAAAUCCCCAGUCCCCACCGGCAGGGGGAAAGCUUUGCAAGUGGUGAAGCGGUAUUGCAGGUGUCUCUCUGUCUCUCUCCCAUCUCUACUACCCCCUUUCCGCUCAAUCUCUGGCUGUCUCUAUCCAAUAAAGAAAGAAAGAAAGAAAAAAGAAAUAAAGACAAGAACCCAGGGUCACUUUAAAUGAUAGAAAUGCAGUGAUUUUAGUAAGUCUCCUAGGUUAAAAAAUAUCAUCACUAUUAUUCACUAUGGAAGCACAUAUCCUGUAAUUCUUCACAAGCAGUUAUAUAUAAGCACAUGUAUUGUUUUAUCAGUAUCAAUUGCUAUGAUCAAGAAAAAAUAGUGUAAUGUUUCUUGUAAUCAUAUAGACAAAUAGAAAGCUAUAACUACUUCCUACCCAUUCUGGCUCAAAUACAUGUAAUGAGCUUGAUUAAAUCUACUACUUUUUUUCUGUCAUCAUGGAAACCAAAUAGAAGAAAGGUCUCUCUUUAAACGAGACCAGAAGAACCUCAAAGUUGGAUUUACAGGAUGUGUUCCUCAUCACCUUAAGGCAGGCAUCUUUAGUGUAACCAGAGCUACUAUACAGACUCCCUUAGGAAAAUUGAUGCAGUGAAUGUGUUCAAAUCCCAAACACUCGGCUUGCUUGCAGUUUCAUUUCAUGUUAAGGUGGCUCUGGUGACAGAGUUCUGUGGACAUUGGGGAGGUCAUCCCAGAGCUGGCAGAGGACAGAGAAAUUAACCCACAUGGCUGCUGCAGUCACAUAGUCUCUUCAUUGCACAGAAGGGUGGGUGCGUGGGGGGAGAGGGUCCUAUUGUAACCAGCCUCAUUUUUCUUUCCAAAGAUUGUUUUUGGCCUUGCAUUCCUGUCUGCUUUGGGAGGUUGAAAUAAGGAGGCAGACCUGUGAGACUGUUCCAGGGAUGGCUCCCUGGUCCACUAGUGGUGCCAUCUGAGAUGGCCAGAAGCCCAGGAGACGGUCACCUUGGUAACUGUGAAGACAAAUCUAGAACAGAAUGUCCCUUCUUGGUUUAUGUAAAUAACCUGACACCAUUAUUGAGAAGUGAUUGCAAAAAAGUAGGUGGUGAGGUUUGCUCGAUGUGAGUGUACACUGCUUAAGGGCACACUGGUUACUAGGUUUUGCUAAGUUUUUUGGAAUCGUUUUAUCAAAGUUGUGAAGGUGGGAGUUCAUGAUAGUUGUAUGUGGUGGGGAUUGGGGGAUGUGGUAAGCAAAAAGAGUGAACUGUUGAAAAUGAAGAAGGAUCUUAAACCAUUCCCUAUUCAUCCCAAAUUAAUGGAUUCAAAAGCACGAAAGUUGAAGCUUCGUGUUUAUUGAGACAAAGACAUUCUGUGUACUGAAACUAAAUCCCUCCUCACAUCUACAACCUAGGGGCCUGUUUUUGCAAUUCUGGAUCUUAAUGAAAGUUUCAUAUGCUUUUGAUUAAUAAAGUCUCUUGUCUGUACUUCUUAAAAAUGAAAAACAAAACAAAAAACUGUGUUUUUAAAGGCACUGAAGUCAGCUAUAGAAACCAGGCUGCCCAAUACAUAGACAGACUGUGGGCACUGGCUAGUUACAAUAUUUAUCGAGCACCCGCCCCCACUCCUGCCCACCCCUGCAGAAGUGGGACGGAGCUUGGGCGCUGCCUUAGUUCAUGCUCCAUUGAUGGCAGCAAAGUGACCAAGGACCAAACCCUGUGUCUCAUUAGGACAACCAGAACCAGAUGUGCAAGUGUUCUGUCUUUAUGUGUGUGGGCUCAGUUUGACCCCCUCUUUCUGUGCUGGGAAAACUGCCUGUGUAGAAGAAGGAUGGGCUGGAGUUCUCUUGCUGUCUCUCACAUAUCUGGCACCUAUUCAGAGGAAGGGAAGUAAAAGCCAAACCAAAUAGCAAUCACUGCUUCAGUGUAGGCGCCACAGUGGCCCCAUUACCAGCUUCCCCGGAACUCCUCAAUUUCUUCCUCCUUCUGGGAGAAUGUUUUUGGUGGUUACUGUUGGAGUGAGUCUAAGCAGUCACCCCAGGGCAGUGCAGCAGUGAGAUCUGUUGUUAAUGAAAUGUUUCACUUGUGAAUUAAAGCUCUGACUUUGUAAGCAAGUUGUCCUUGUCCCAAAACAAGGCUGUCUUGGGAUUGUUCUGUGGAUUAUCUGAAAGUCUGUGUGUCUCAGAAUUUAGCCUUGACCUGUGAAAUCUAGUUUCAUAGCAGCUCUUAUUAGACAGACCCAAGUCUUGUAUGCUGCUUUUUCUUACUGUGUCUGUCUUUGGCUUACAUAUGUAAUAGCUUUUGAUCAUUACCGAUUCUUAUUUUUGUACCUUACCAUGUAUGCUUUGAGUAUAUAUACAAAGAAACAAUCAUAUGUAUAUAGUUACAACUACUAUUUGUUCUGAAGACACAGUAUCCAUAUGGAAUGUUUGUUAGUCCAUGUAUCAGAGUAAACAAAUUCUGUAUGUAUUCUCAUCUGUUACAGGACUCCAUUAUCAGAAUAAUAAAAAUCACUUUUGUAAGCUUA